GGCGCUCCUGUGAGAAGCAGUGUGAACUGCGUGGCCGUGAAGAUCUGUGUCUGGGUGUCAGCGAGUGCACACCUGGCUGUUACUGUCCACAGGGCCUGCUGCAGUAUAAUGGGAGCUGUGUUCCUCCAGAGGAAUGUGGCUGCAUCCACUUGCAGCACCAAGCUCCAGGAGAUCCACCCACGCCUGUCACCGUCCCACAGGGGCCACGGUCACCAUAGGCUGCAGUACCUGUCUUUGUCACGAUGGGAGUUUGCAGUGCGACAUGAGAGAAUGUGAAGUCGUCCUCAGCGAGUGGUCGGGCUGGACUCGGUGCUCUCCCUGCGUGCUGCAGCACAACAGCUCGCAGAUGGUGUCGAUCCAGAGGCGCUUUCGAGCCUGUUUGGACCUGGAUUCUGGUCUUCCAGUCUCUAAAGAGGAGGAGAGCCAGUGUCCAGGACUGCUGGUAAGGAGAGGCCAUGUCCAGAUGCUAACAUCUGCAGAGAUGUGUGUCAGUGGAGUGGGUGGAGUGCUUGGACAGCGUGUGCUGAGCCGUGCAGCGGUGGAGUCAGGCAGCGCUACAGACAGCCCCUGGCCUCUCCUGCAGGACCCAGUGUAG
Maylandia zebra (zebra mbuna) is the source of this 595-nucleotide messenger RNA. The record is from RefSeq and is a predicted model, not a curated record. NCBI's taxonomy places the organism in Eukaryota, Metazoa, Chordata, Actinopteri, Cichliformes, Cichlidae.